Messenger RNA from Microtus oregoni (creeping vole), 690 nucleotides. RefSeq names its product chromosome unknown C10orf82 homolog (gene Spmip5). The record is from RefSeq and is a predicted model, not a curated record. The transcript is spliced from 5 exons. NCBI's taxonomy places the organism in Eukaryota, Metazoa, Chordata, Mammalia, Rodentia, Cricetidae. Bases 1 to 690 code for a protein of 229 amino acids.
AUGGAGUCUCCUGAGACCUUCAUGAGAAAAUUGCCCAUCACACCAGGAUACAGUGGCUUCAUACCAUGGCUCAGUUGCCAAGGAAGCCCCAACGAGGACCAAAUGAAUCAUUGUGUGAAAGCCUUCCAGGAGAGGACGCAGAGAUACAAGGAGCAGCAGCAGGAACUGAACUGCUGUGUGGCUCGCACCCCGGUCCUGAAGCCCAUCUGCUCCGAGGACACAGUGCUGUGGACGCUGCAUGAGUAUGCCAAGAAGUAUCACCCCCUGACUCUGGAAUGCAAGAAUGUGAAAAAACCACUGGACGAGCCCCCCAUCCCUGGCUGGGCAGGCUUCUUACCCAGAGCCAGGGUCACUGAAUUUGGCUGUGCCACAAGGUAUACCAUCAUGGCCAGAAAGUGCUACCAGGACUUCCUGGAACUGGUGGAGCAGGCCAAGAGGGCACGACGGAAACCUUAUGAUCAAAUAUAUAGUGUGAGCUCCGCACAGCCUUCUGAUGCGUCUCCAAAAGUCUCACAGCGCCACGGUCUCCCACCUGAAUACCAAGACUCCUCUGUGCCAGGUCAAACAUCCCCAGGUGAGGACUUCCGAUCUCCUGGAACCUGUGGCUGUGCUCAGUGGUCCAGUCUGUCAUGCAGCAGGAAUGUGUAUGGGGAACCCCCAUCCUCAGCAAGGAAAUUUGCCGAGGGAUAG